GGAGAAAGAGAGGUGAGAGAGAGGGGAAGAGAGAGAGAGAGGGGAAGAGAGAGAGAGAGGAAGAGAGAAUCAAUCCUGUGUAUUUCCGUGUAAGCAUGCAUGAAACAUAAUGACAAAAGCAUAUUCUGCAUGCAUGCGCUAUGGGGAGAUUCUAUUUUACUUUUCUUGGCAAACGAGGAAUAAACAACACAAUAAUGGGGAAUUCCAUCCAUGCCACUGGAAAUAUGGUUUUAACUAAAAUAUAACCCGGUCGCCUCACUGGAUCCAAUGAUAAAACGUUCAUCUUUUAGGAAUUCUUGAAAAAAGCAUAUAUAACGAUGGAUGAGAAUCCACCUGCUAUAGGACUUAUCUCUUUAAGUGCCAUGGAGGAGAUUGAGCAAUCAUUAAUCGCCAAGUACAUUACUGCUAGCGGACUGACACCGGUUUCGAAGCGGAUCUCCGCGGCGGAGGUUCCGGGUUUUAGGCCGCCCAGGGAGUGGAAGGCGGUGUUCCUUUUCCAUCAGAGCAGUCAUGGGAGAUUUUCAAUCGGAAUAUCAGACGUCAUUUCGAAUCAAUAUGAUGUUUUGAUUCCGAAAUUAGCAGAAGCAUACGGCAAUAAAGCAGUGUGUUUCACUGUUUGUGACGUAAUUGAGGAGAUUACUGAUCGAAUGCGAGCCCGCCAAUUUCAAAUCUUGAAGAGAGACCAGCCCGCCCUCAUUCGACACACAUCGGGCAAUGUGGUCUUCUGCAGCGAGGUGGAUACAAUUCAUGAAAAGGACUCGAUAAGAAUUAAAAAUAUAAUCAACGAGAUUUGUGAGGCUUGGAGCAAGAGACAAGAGGAAAUAUCAAGACUUAAGAAGCAAUACGCACGUGACUCGAAUGACCAACGAUUCGAAACAUUGAAUGGGUCAAGAAAACCACCAAUACCAGCAAAACCAGCAAUAAAACGAUCCCAGUGGGUUUAAGAGAAGACAGCAUGCACUAUAGCUUGAAACAGGCCUUGGAUCCGUUGACCUUUGAAACUGAUUCUUUCACAUUUGUACUUAUUACCGCGGACUCCGGAUUAUGACCAAAUAGCGGAGCGCCAUUCCGAGGUGAUCCGAUCGGCCCUGCACAGAAUAACUGCUUAAGCGCCUUCCGGAACGGAGGAUGACGGAUGGUAUAGAUAAUCGGGUUAGCGCAGGAAUUGAUGAACAUGAGCAGGAUUAAGCUAGAACUCAAGGGACUCCAAAUGUAAGUAAUGGGUAAGACGCCCAUGUUCACCAGGAAAUAGGCUGUCAUGUUCGGGGUGAAGCAAAUGAUGUAGGCGCUGACAACGAUUAGCAUGAGUUUGAGGACGCGGUUCCUGGCGACGACAUGGAACGUUGGUCUGUCGGUCUUCUGGAUCUGUGCGUUCUUAGCGAUCUUGCGUUGAUUGUGAAGGGAACAUGCCGUGAGACUUUGAGUAAUGAGGAGGGUCGUGAUCGGGAGGACUACGGUCACCAGGUAAUUGAAGAUUCCAAUGGGGAGGACAACGCUCGGGACAGCUCUGUAGAGGCAUGUGCACUGGGGAGUUAUCACAAAGACAAAGGGGAUGAACAACGCGGAAAGUAUGCCAGCUACCCAGAUAAGCAUGAUGGCCAUCUUGCUGCGUCGAGGGGUAAAUACGAACAUGUGGUGAAGAGGAUUCGCAACAGCCAUGUAACGUUCGAUUCCCAUUGCCAUGAGAAUGUAGGACGAUGUCCGCAGUCCAUGAAAUAGGAAAUACCGAGAGUCUAUCAUCUUGCAGAAGAAGAACCCUAGCGGCGAGCGCGGUAUCCUCUUCGAUGUUGGCACUGGGAUGAUAAAGACGGAGCUGACCAAGUCGGCAAUGGCUAACGCACCCACCAUGAUAUCCAUUGAGUGCAAGGCCUCACGACGUUUGGCUAGGACGACAAUAACAAGAAGGUUCCCAGUGAUGCCGACGACACCGAUGAGUACCUGGAUACAGUCGAAUAUUCCCCAUCUUAGUACAUUCCAUUCCCAAGAAUCACAGGACUUUGUGGUGUGGUCCAUGUCACUUCCGUUGAUCAGGUUUCUCUCUAUCCUUACAGGAAACAUACUUUCUUCUCUAUCCAUCGCAAUACCCCCUCUUGCUGUUACCCAUGCGAAGGCAUCGUAGCCCUCCGUCGUCAUGGUGUAAUUGAGAAACACAUCGUUAAGAACAGCUCUUUCACUUGUCAGUGUGACGCCCUCUACGAUGGAACUUGUAUUUUGGCUGUUUUUAAAUGAGAUGUCGUCUGCCAUACUCCCAUAAAGUUUGAUCAGGAAGAAAAUCAAAGCUACUUGAUUUUUCAUGAUGAGUUCUUGCCGUCUGAAGCACCCAACGAAAUCUGUCAAA
This is a messenger RNA of Lytechinus pictus (painted urchin), 2338 nucleotides long. RefSeq lists its product as uncharacterized. The record is from RefSeq and is a predicted model, not a curated record. The transcript has 4 exons. NCBI's taxonomy places the organism in Eukaryota, Metazoa, Echinodermata, Echinoidea, Temnopleuroida, Toxopneustidae. Bases 318 to 944 code for a protein of 208 amino acids.